AUGUGGGAGAUUAUUUCAGUCAUAGAGGAGAAGAAACCGGGUGACACGGACAGGCCAUUUCCCGUGCUGCGCCGCCUCGAUCUCGACCUCCCCGCCUGCUCGCCUCUCGUCCUGCGCUUCGUCUCCUGCCUCUCUGCCCAGCUUCAAAAUCUCUCACUCGGCGCUGCAGAUCAUUUCGCGGCCCAGGAGGGCAGAGAGGGUGCUGAAAGCGGUGACAACGCGGAAGGGCGGAGGGGGCAUGAGGGGGACAUGGAUAUUCCUCUGGAAGUCCCGCCGCUCCCGCCUGCACCUGCUCCCCACCUGCCCCGCGCACCUGACAUCCCUCUUCCUUCGCAGCGACCGGCCCCUCCCAGUGGCCGCUGCACGCGCCUCACCUCACCUCGCUUGAAUCCCUCUGCACCAACAUGCAGCCAGAGCAGGCUGCUUCUUUCCCUCCCGGUGUACUGGCGACAGUAA
Molecule: messenger RNA, 456 nt
Organism: Closterium sp. Naga37s-1
Lineage: Eukaryota; Viridiplantae; Streptophyta; Zygnematophyceae; Desmidiales; Closteriaceae
Source: the annotation of a GenBank genome assembly